Epinephelus moara (kelp grouper) is the source of this 5388-nucleotide messenger RNA. RefSeq names its product NACHT, LRR and PYD domains-containing protein 12-like. The record is from RefSeq and is a predicted model, not a curated record. Gene Ontology annotation, biological process: regulation of apoptotic process. The transcript is spliced from 19 exons. NCBI's taxonomy places the organism in Eukaryota, Metazoa, Chordata, Actinopteri, Perciformes, Serranidae. Gene Ontology annotation, molecular function: protein binding. Bases 132 to 4307 code for a protein of 1391 amino acids.
CCCACGCCCUCUGAUAACACCACUGCAGGAGUGUGAGCGUGUCCAGAGGAAGUCUCAGUUUGAGGAAGUCACACACAUCGAUGGAAGAGGCAACUGUCAGCUGAAGGUAAAGCCAAGGUGCGUGCUCUGCUAUGAGUCUGUCGGAAAAGAACAUGGAGGGAGUAACUCCCUCUAAAACCAAGAGGCCAUGGAAACCUAAAGGAGACCCCAAGGAGAUUUCAGAGGAAUCCAGUGGUCUGUCUGUCUUGCUUCAGAAAGCAGAGCUGGAAACUAUAUUUACGCGGCUUGAGGCAAUCAUUGUCACUUUUGUGAAGAAGGAGCUGAAGAGAUUCCAGAAGGCAGUGAGUACAGAUCACCCAGAAAUCUUAGAGACUUCUUAUGAGGAGGGGGUGUAUGGUGUAGAUCAAGAUGAAGAGCAGAAGAGGAGCAAAGAGGCCUUUCUGAAGAUCACACAGCACUUCCUGAGGGAUAUGCAUCAAAACGAUCUGGCUGACUAUCUGCAAAAAAAAAUCGCCAUGUGCCAGCGUCAACUCAAGUCUAAUCUGAAGCGAAAAUGUCAGCGUUUGAAUGAGGGGGAUGGAAACCCAAAUCUUCUAAAUGACAUCUACACAGAGCUCUACAUUACAGAGCGAGACAAUGGAGGAGUCAACAAACAAAAAGACACAUCACUCGAAUGUGUGGACAUCUUUAAACCCUUACCUGGAAGGGAUCAGCCAAACCGAACGGUGAUGACAUGUGGAGUUUCUGGCAUUGGGAAAACAGUUUCAACUCAGAAGUUUAUUCUGGACUGGGCUGAAGGCCACGCCAACCAGGACAUAGAAUUCACAUUUCCGUUCACUUUCCAGGAGCUGAACUUGGUAAAAGACAAAAAGUACAGCUUGGUGAGACUUGUGCAUGAUUUCUUCAGUGAAACCAAGGAAGCAGAAAUCUACAGAUUUGACAGUUUCCGCGUUCUGUUCAUCUUCGACGGUCUGGAUGAGUGUCGACUUCCUUUGGACUUCCGCAACAAUGAGAUUGUGACCGAUGUGACAGAGUUGACCUCAGUGGAUGUGCUGCUGACAAACCUGAUCAGAGGGACGCUGCUUCCCUCUGCUCGCCUCUGGAUAACCACACGACCAGCAGCAGCCAAUCUGAUCCCUCAAGAGUUUGUUGACAUGGUGACAGAGGUGAGAGGGUUCACUGAUCCACAAAAGGAAGAGUACUUCAGGAGGAGAUUCAGAGAUGAGGAGAUGGCCAGCAGAAUCAUUGCCCACAUCAAGUGUUCACGAAUGCUUUGCAUCCUGUGCCACAUUCCACUCUUCUGCUCCAUGGUUUCUGAAGUUUUUGAGCAUAUUUUGACAACCAGAGAGAGGGGAGAGCUGCCCAGGACUCUGACUGAGUUUUAUAUCCGCUUCCUGUUGGUUCAGUCUAAAGUGAUGCACUCCAAGUAUUAUAUGAAUGAUGACAUACCCCGACAUGAAUACCCUGUCUGGAACAAAACAACAAGGAAGAUGAUUCUGUCUCUGGGAAAACUGGCUUUUGAGCAGCUGGAGAAAGGCAACCUGAUCUUCUAUGAAGAAGACCUGCACAAGUGUGGCAUUGAUAUCCAAGAAGCCUCUGUGUUCUCAGGUGUGUUCACAGAGAUCUUUAGAGAGGAGAGAGGGCUGUUCCGGGAAAAGAUUUUCAGCUUUGUCCAUCUGAGCAUUCAGGAGUUUCUAGCUGCUCUUCACGUCUUCUUGACCUUCAACAACUCUGGUGUCAAUCUUUUGUCCAACAUGCAAGCCACCUCUUGGUGGCCUGUGAAACUCCGGCACAAACCUGCUGCAAAAGACUUCUACCAGAGAGCUGUGGACAUGGCCUUAAAGUCUCCAAAUGGACAUCUGGACUUGUUUCUUCGCUUCCUUUUGGGGCUUUCACUGGAGACCAAUCAGGCUCUCCUCCAAGGUCUGCUGAAACCAACAAGAAAUAACCCAAAGACAAUAAAGGAAACAGUCCAGUACAUCAAGGAGAAAAUCGCCGAGAAUCCCUCCCCAGAGAGAGGCAUUAAUCUGUUUCACUGCUUGAAUGAGCUGAAUGACCAUUCUCUGCUUGAGGGGGCCCAAGAGCAUUUGAGACGAGGGAAUCUCUCCACAGACCGACUCUCCCCUGCUCAGUGGUCAGCUCUGGUCUUCAUCUUACUGUCAUCAGAAGAAGAGCUGGACGUGUUUGACCUGAAGAAAUACUCUGCUUCAGAGGAGGGUCUGCUGAGGCUGCUGCCGGUGGUCAAAGCCUCCAGUACAUCACUGUUGAAUGGCUGUAAGCUGACAGAGAGAAGCUGUGAGGCUUUGGCCUCAGUUCUCAGCUCCCGAUCCAGUAAUCUGAAAGAGCUUGACUUGAGUAACAACGACCUGGAGGAUUCAGGAGCGGAGCUGCUCGCUGUUGCACUGCAGAGUCCACACUGUAGACUUGAAACUCUCAGGUUGAAUGGCUGUAAGCUGACAGAGAGAAGCUGUGAAGCUUUGGCCUCAGUUCUCAGCUCCCCGUCCAAUAAUCUGAAAGAGCUUGACCUGAGUAACAACGACCUGGAGGUGUCAGGAGUGGAGCUGCUCGCUGGUGGACUGCAGAAUCCACACUGUGGACUCAAAACUCUCAGAACCCCAAGUGUCACCGUUCUUAAACAGUAUGUCAGGAACUCUGAGAUCCAAUCCCUGCUUGACCUGAUUUACAACAACCGGAGGGAUUCAGGAGUGAAGCUGCUCUCUGUUGGACUGCAGAGUUCAAACUGUAGACUCGAAACUCUCAGGUUGAAUGGCUGUAACCUGACAGCGGGAAGCUGUAACACUCUAGCAUCAGUUUUGAGCUCCCCGUCAUACAGUCUGAGAGAGCUGGACCUGAGUGGCAAUGACCUGGAGGAUUCUGGAGUGGAGCUCCUCUCUGCCGGACUGAAGAGUCCAAACUGUAGCCUUGAAACUCUCAGACUGUCAGGCUGUCUGGUCACAGUGAAAGGUUGUACUGCACUGGUCUCUGCCCUGAGUGAAAACCCCUACCAUCUAAGAGAGCUGGAUCUGAGUUACAAUCACCCAGGAGAUUCAGGAGUAAAGCUGCUCCAUACUGGACUACACGAUCCAACCUGGAGACUGGACACUCUCAGGGUUGACCAUGGUGGAGAAAAGAGGUUGAGAUUUGGCAGGAGAAAGUGGCCCUCUGGAAAGGUGAAGCUUGGAACCCUUGCCAGUGCAGUGGAAUCCAGUGACUGGACCGAACUUGAACCUGUGGUCAACACAACUGAUGAGGAUCAAACCUAUAGCCUCCAGUCUGAAGCAGGUCGCUUUGAAUGCCGUGUGUCUGCCCUGCGCUGGGUUUGUAAGGAAAAGGUCAGCUUCAAAUACCAGUUCUGCUCAUGGGAGGAACUCGGGGAGAGGCCCUCAUGCAUGGAUUACAUGCCAGCAGGACCCCUACUGGACAUCACAGUCACAGCUGGGAAGUUGGAGGAGGUGCAUCUGCCACACUGGGUCUGUGUAGAUCAGAACUCCAAAUGUUUGGAUGACAUGUUUGUAGUUCUGCACAUGGAUACCUGUGGAGAUGUUUUGGAACAAGUGUCUGAAGUGACAUCGUCCCACGUCAAGUUAGUCCAGCCAGUCUUCUCUCCACGAAUGGUCAUGAUCCGGAAGAUACUCCGCUUGCCUGUCAAACUUUUCUACGACGUGUUGAUAUUCAUGAAAAUCCAAGAUGCCCUUACAUUGCAUGUUUACCUGGUGCCACCCGAUCCUGCUCUGCAAAAGGAAGUGGAAAAACAGCAAAACUCCUGUGGAUCCACAAAGAUCCUAAAACCAGGCCCAGACAAGUCCAUGCAGUUGGGAAGUAAUUUCUCCCUCACAACAGACAAGGCGGAUGCAAAAAUUCAACCCAGCACACGGGAGCUCAGAAAUGAUGGCAGAAAUUUAUUUGAGGUGUUCAUCAGAAAUGCAGACAGCGACUUCACCCUCAAGCUUGAGAGUGAGCAAAACACUGUCUGGACCUGUUCCAUUUACAAAGAGGACUAUCAAAGUCAGAGCACUGAUCAUAAGCAAGCUGCCUCAGGUCAACAUUUCGUGGAUCGCCAUCGGACAGUUCUGAUUGAGAGAGUGUAUGAAACAGUAGCCAUCCUGGACGAGCUCCUGGAUAGAGAGUUGAUCUCAAAGGCGAGCUAUGAUGCUGUGACAGCUUUAAAAACCACACGAGACCAGAUGAGGGACAUUCACAGGUUUGUGACUGCAGCUGGAAACAAGGGCAAAAACGCACUUUAUGAAAUCCUAAAAGGGAUGAAGAGUAUGAGGCCUCUCAUUUCUGAGCUUGAGGGAUCUUGGUGAAAGAAUGUCCUAAGAGUUUGUUUCAGACCAAAGCAAGACAACGCUAGGCCUGAAAGCACCCUAAGAAACAGCAUCUCCAUUGCGUAGUUUGUCCACCAGAUGGUGCUGAUGAUUUUCUUGCUGUAGAAAGUCCUGCUUGAUUUUGGGCCAUGACUUUUUCACACUUCUUUAAUAACCAAAGCUAAAGGUAAACUAAAAUGUUAUUUGUUUAAGUUGAGAAAGAAAUAAGUAUUUCGAUUGAUGUAUCGUAUUACAUUGUAUUAAUAUGGUUUGAAUGUAAAUGUAAAUUAAUUUGUGUCUUUUUUUCUUUGUGAAACCUCUGACCUUAACUUGAGAAUGUGUACAUACUGAGAUGCACUUUUUUACAGAUUUGAUAUAAUAAAUGUCCAAUGUUUUUACUAUGUUUCCCUGCCCACAACAUGAAUUAUUUACUGUAUUGUCACCUUUUAAAAACAAUAACUACAUUUUUAGGUUGAAGCUUUUUUUACCUGUGUAUAUAUUUUUUCUUUUUUAAAUAAAUUUUACACCUGAUAAUUGUUUAACUUUGUUUUUUUUGGUCUCAGCUUUUUCACACACAAACCUAGAGUGAGUUACCCACAAGGCGGCGGUAAAGCAGGUCGUCCAUUAAACAGGUGAACUGCAAAGUGCUAUGUGUUCCUCUUACCUGUAGUGCUAUUUAUCAGUCUAGAUUUUUUUUUAUUGUGGGAGUUGCUGAGUGUUGGAGCUAUCAGAUGUGGAGAUGUCUGCCCUCUCUCCAAUCAAACGGCACUAAAUGAUACUCAGCUUGUCAAAAGUGCAGACGGCAGUGUGCAACUACUCCAAGCUCAGCUAGCACCACUGAGCUAGGCAAUGUUACAGCUCAGCCGAGGAGAGCGCCACUAAUAUUUACAUCUUGUGCCAUCACGAGCACCAUGACUAGAUGCACGCUUCCUUUUGCACAGUGAUGCAGUUGGUGGGUGUAGUUAGUGACGGCCAAAUGAAGCCUCAUGAACCACUUUUAUUUUCUGACCCCACCACAUGGCGCUCUUGGUUUAAAGAUAAAGGCUGAAGGACUGGCAAUGAAGCGUGCUUUCAAACCUUU